CAAGUCUUCCCUUCUUUAUCAACCCCUCCACCAAUAACCCCUUGAACCCUACUCCCAAAAUCACACUCCCAAUAACUCAAAUAAUCAAAAAAAAAAAAAAACCAAUCUUUCCACCCUUUAAACGAAGAUGUUACCUUUUUCUCAAAAACCCCAUUCCAAGUUCAGUUUCUUUAUAUUUUCACUUUGUGUUUGUCAGCUUGUAGUGUUGAAUUCUGGGUUUGAGUUGGAUGAGUCAUUGACUUAUAUUUGGCCUUUGCCAUCUGAGUUUAAAUCUGGCAAUGAAACUUUGACUGUGGACCCAACUCUGUCUCUGUCUGUCUUGGGGAAAGGAGGGGACUUGAAGAUUUUAAGGGAAGGAUUUGAGAGAUAUAAGAAGAUCAUAUUUAAACACGUUUCUGGGGUUUCAAUUUUUGAGAAGUGGAGAGGGAUAAGAUCUGUUUAUGAUAUCAGGGAAUUGAGGAUCAUUGUGAAUUCCGACAGUGAAGAGCUUCAAUUGGGUGUAGAUGAGAGUUAUACCUUGUUUGUGGCAAAGAAUGAUGGGAAGUCUAUUGUUGGGGAGGCUACAAUUGAGGCCAAUACUGUUUAUGGUGCAUUAAGAGGAUUGGAGACAUUCAGCCAGUUGUGUGCUUUCGAUUAUGGGACUAAAUCAGUGCAAGUAUACAAAGCACCAUGGUACAUCGAAGAUAAGCCAAGGUUUGCAUAUCGUGGGCUUUUGCUUGAUACAUCGAGGCACUAUUUACCGAUUGACGUCAUUAAGCAGAUAAUUGAAUCUCUGUCUUAUGCUAAACUUAAUGUCCUUCAUUGGCACAUCAUAGAUGAGCAGUCGUUUCCUCUAGAAGUACCUACAUAUCCAGAUUUAUGGAAAGGUUCUUAUACAAAAUGGGAACGCUAUACGGUUGAGGAUGCAAGUGAAAUUGUUAGCUUCGCCAAAAUGAGAGGCAUCCAUGUUAUGGCAGAAGUAGAUGUCCCUGGUCAUGCAGAGUCAUGGGGAGCCGGGUAUCCUGAUCUUUGGCCGACUUCUUCCUGCAGAGAACCACUUGAUGUUUCAAAAAAUUUUACUUUUGAUUUGAUUUCUGGCAUUCUGUCAGAUAUCAGAAAAAUUUUCCCAUUUGAACUCUUCCACUUGGGUGGUGAUGAGGUUAAUACAGAUUGCUGGACCUCUACUCCACACAUAAAACAGUGGCUCAACAAUCGUAAUAUAACCGCUAAGGAUGCAUAUCAAUAUUUUGUACUCAAGGCUCAAGAAAUGGCAAUCUCAAAAGGCUGGACACCUGUCAAUUGGGAAGAAACAUUCAAUGCUUUUGCAUCAAAUCUUAAUCCACGAACUGUGGUGCAUAACUGGUUGGGCCCUGGGGUUUGUCCAAAGGCAGUCGCAAAGGGAUUCAGAUGCAUUUUCAGCAAUCAAGGUGUUUGGUAUCUUGACCAUCUUGAUGUUCCUUGGGAGAAAGUUUACAAUGCUGAGCCACUGGAAGGAAUAACUAAUGUAUCCGAGCAAAACCUUGUUCUUGGAGGAGAAGUUUGUAUGUGGGGUGAGACGGCUGAUACAUCAAAUGUUCAGCAAACGAUAUGGCCUCGAGCUGCUGCAGCAGCAGAGCGCUUGUGGAGCAAGAGGGAGCCUGUAGCUGCACGAAAUAUUACUUUAACUGCAUUGCCUAGGUACCAGUACUUCAGAUGUUUAUUGAAUCGGCGUGGGGUUCAGGCUGCUCCAGCCACAAACAAAUAUGCUCGACGUCCUCCAACUGGUCCUGGGUCAUGCUACGAGCAAUAAUUCAUCUGUUUAUUGCUUGUCAGGUUACUAAAUUUCAUCUGAAGCUGAUAUGAUAAAAUGCAUUCCAAAGCUUAAAUUGUCCCCUUUAGCUUUUUUAAAAAAAUCCACUGGUGUUCAUUUGGUGUUGGGAUUAUCACUCUGGAUUUUAAUUUAUAUACUGGUUUCUGCCA
Theobroma umbraticum is the source of this 1938-nucleotide messenger RNA. It is a transcript of the gene HEXO1, whose product is annotated as beta-hexosaminidase 1. The record is from RefSeq and is a predicted model, not a curated record. Lineage: Eukaryota; Viridiplantae; Streptophyta; Magnoliopsida; Malvales; Malvaceae. Gene Ontology annotation, cellular component: membrane. Gene Ontology annotation, biological process: glycosaminoglycan metabolic process; carbohydrate metabolic process. Gene Ontology annotation, molecular function: beta-N-acetylhexosaminidase activity.